Annulohypoxylon truncatum is the source of this 1593-nucleotide messenger RNA. RefSeq names its product putative short-chain dehydrogenase/reductase. The transcript has 3 exons. The record is from RefSeq and is a predicted model, not a curated record. The coding region runs from base 667 to 1494 and encodes 275 amino acids. Lineage: Eukaryota; Fungi; Ascomycota; Sordariomycetes; Xylariales; Hypoxylaceae. Gene Ontology annotation, molecular function: triacylglycerol lipase activity; acylglycerone-phosphate reductase (NADP+) activity. Gene Ontology annotation, cellular component: endoplasmic reticulum; lipid droplet. Gene Ontology annotation, biological process: triglyceride catabolic process; phosphatidic acid biosynthetic process.
GGUAACGAAUAUAUAAUUGAAGAUUAACAUAAGUUCAGACUUUUACCUCCAUUUUUUAUUUUGCAGGCUGCGCCUCAAUCUCUACGACAGGGUUCCUAAGCGAGCGCAGAUGCUCAAGCGAUGGUGGGUUUUGAACUCUCGAGUUCUAUGGACAACAGUUAGACUCAACAGCUACUAAACUCAUAAGCCAUAUUUUCGACAGAUAUUUUCUAUCUCUUACGGUCAAUGUGGUGGAGGUGACGUUGCAGCUAUGAGGAACAUGCAAUGACUCUGCUCAUUCUAUCUAGAAGGAAAAAUACUGGAGAUAGGGGGGGAAUCGAUCUCAGGAGCAGAUAAAGAUUCCACAAUAGGUCGAGAGACAUAAUUGCUUAUCUACCUAAGUAGUUGCGGUAAAUUACUUUACUUAUAACGCAAUUGUUUUCUCUAGGAAAGAAAGUCUUGAGUGAGCUCAUCGCAGAGCAAAAGUGAUCUUGAAAAUCCAAGAUCUUCAUACGUAAAAGCUAAGCCCCUUUUACCCCUGUUCGAUAAUCCGUCUGCCGACGGCCCCCAUCGACCCACCCCCGCAAUACCCGAAUGCAACCAUGGCACUGGAAUAGGUUUUGUUUGCUAAUUCGUUGAUACAGGUAUGAAAUCUUCUCAUCUCACCAACCUAUCAUCGUCCUAAAAAUGCCUCCCAAAUCCGUUCUCAUCACAGGCUGCAGCGAGGGCGGGAUCGGCGCGGCCCUAGCCGCAGAGUUCCAAGCUCAGGGAUGCCAGGUCUUCGCGACGGCCCGCGACGCAAGCAAAAUGCACUCGCUUUCCAAGCUCGGCAUCCAGACCCUGGAGCUCGACGUCACCUCGGACGCGUCGAUCGCCGCGGCCGUCGCCGCCGUGCGGAAAGCUACGGACGGGUCCCUCGACUUCCUCGUCAAUAACGCCGGCGUCCAUCACGUGAUGCCGUUCACGGACUCGAGGGUCGAGGACCUCAGGCGCGUUAUCGAUACCAACGUCGUUGCUGUCUUAGCUGUGACGCACGCUUUCUUGCCUUUGCUCAUAGAGGCGCAAGGCACGGUGGCGUCGAUGGGCAGUAUUAACGAGGUCUUCAACCCCCCCUUCCAGGUCGCGUACAACGCGUCCAAAGCCGCCGUCCACGCUAUCGCGCGUACACUGCGCGUGGAACUCGCGCCGCUCGGCGUCAGGUUCGUUACGCUUGUUACGGGCGGCGUGAAUUCGAAGUUGUUUGAUAACGCGCCGACGCGGUUGCCUGACGAUAGCGUGUACGCCCCCGUCAGGCAGGUGAUCGAGGGCCGCGAGUUCCUCCGCGACGCGACGUUCGUCGAGGCCGAGGUUUACGCGCGGCAGGUCGUCGCGGACUUGCUGAGGCCGAGCGUGAGGUUGAAUGUUUGGCGCGGGGGCAUGGUUAUGUUUGGGUGGAUCUUGUCGUGGUUUGGGUGGGAGGGUAUGUUGGAUUCGAGUAUGAUUAAGGGGUUUGGACUCGAUAAGGUACAUCGGUGAGGACGAUGUUAUGCGCCUUGCGACGGCAGGAAGAGCGUACAUGAGGCUCUUCGUCGGUAAUCCAAGAUGAUCAGCAAGGUGUCUCCCCUGUAUUGCAGU